This is a messenger RNA of Exophiala bonariae, 1698 nucleotides long. RefSeq lists its product as uncharacterized. Lineage: Eukaryota; Fungi; Ascomycota; Eurotiomycetes; Chaetothyriales; Herpotrichiellaceae. Bases 1 to 1698 code for a protein of 565 amino acids. Gene Ontology annotation, biological process: transmembrane transport. Gene Ontology annotation, molecular function: transmembrane transporter activity. Gene Ontology annotation, cellular component: plasma membrane. The transcript has 3 exons. The record is from RefSeq and is a predicted model, not a curated record.
AUGGCCGCCACUGACACACGAUCUCGAUCGUCACUCGAAGCUCCAACAAACUCAGACGCCGAAUGCGGUGAUCAACAAAUUCGCCUGGCACAUGCGACUCCCGCGACGUCUAACAAGCAAAACGAAGAUCAUGAAGACAAAUACCCGCCGUUCGCAACGGUAAUGCUCAUCAUGCUGUCUCUUUACAUGGCUGUCUUCCUUGUUGCUUUGGAUACCACGAUAAUCUCAACAGCCAUUCCUCGCAUCAGCGACGAAUUCCAUUCACUUGACGACAUAGGCUGGUAUGGAAGUGCCUAUUUGUUGACGUUGUGUUGCUUUCAGCUCCUCUUCGGUCGCAUCUAUACAUUCUAUUCCCCCAAGCUCGUCUUCCUUACCGCAGUCUUCUUGUUCGAGGUUGGCUCGGCUAUCUGUGGCGCAGCGCCUAACUCGGUAGCCUUCAUUUUUGGCCGCGCAGUUGCUGGGGUCGGUGCUGCUGGAAUCUCAGGUGGCGCCGCUGUGAUAAUAGUGCAUACAGUGCCGAUUCACAAGAGACCUGUGUAUAUGGGCAACAUCGGUGCUGUGUAUGGACUUGCCUCUGUGGCAGGGCCACUCCUUGGAGGCGUUUUCACCGAUCGCCUUUCAUGGCGCUGGUGCUUUUAUAUCAACCUUCCAAUAGGUGGUCUGACACUUGCCACCAUAUUUCUCUCAUUGAAACUCCCAGGCGCCAAAGAUGCCUCGACCACAAUCAGAGAACAAAUACGCCGUUUGGAUCCAUUGGGAACAUUCUUCUUUUUUCCUGGCAUCGUCUGCCUUCUCCUGGUCCUUCAAUGGGGCGGAUCGAAAUACUCCUGGCAGGACGCCAGAAUGGUCGCCCUCCUUGUUAUUUUCGCACUGUGCAUGGCGACUUUCGUCGCCAUCCAGAUUUGGAACCGCGAGAGCGGCACAGUACCGCCUCGAAUCUUCCUCCAACGCAGUAUACUGUCCGGGUGUUAUUUCGGGCUCCUUGCCGGAUCAGCCCUCAUGAUAUUGAUUUACUAUCUGCCGAUCUGGUUUCAGGCCAUCAAGGGUGUCAAUGCAGUCACGUCAGGUCUCAUGACCUUACCGGUCAUCCUAUCCUUGGUAGUCGCCAAUAUGAUUGGUGGUAUCGUUGUCUCACGAAUCGGCUACUACGCCCCGUUCAUGAUUGCAAGCUCUAUCUUGAUUUCCGUCGGUAGCGGGCUCAUCACAACAUUCACAACGACAACGAAUCACCCAAAAUGGAUCGGUUACCAAGUCAUCUUCGGCCUAGGUAUAGGAUUGGGGAUGCAGCAGCCAGGAGUAGCAGCGCAGACGGUUCUGACAAAAAAGGACGUUCCCACAGGUAUUGCCCUAAUGAUGUUCUUUCGCAAUCUUGGUGGUGCACUGUUUAUAUCAAUCAGUCAGAACGUCCUGCAGAACGACCUGAUCAAAGGCCUGAAGCACAUCCGAGGUCUAGACACAAAUACUAUCUUGGAGUCUGGUGCUACGGGAUUGAGGAAGGUUGUGGACGCACAAGAUCUCCAGCAAGUUCUAGUGGCGUACAAUGGUGCUCUGACUAAAGUUUUCUACUGCGCAGUGGCUGUGUCGUGUGCCAGUAUCGUUGGAGCUCUGACGAUGGAGUGGCGGAGUGUCAAAAAGGCGAGAGAGCAGCAGAGAAAGGAAGCGACAAAGCCGGAUGAGAAGCGGGACGACGCAGUGUAA